This is a messenger RNA of Oncorhynchus keta (chum salmon), 1021 nucleotides long. RefSeq names its product SOSS complex subunit C. Lineage: Eukaryota; Metazoa; Chordata; Actinopteri; Salmoniformes; Salmonidae. Gene Ontology annotation, cellular component: nucleus; SOSS complex; nucleoplasm. Gene Ontology annotation, biological process: DNA repair. The coding region runs from base 16 to 462 and encodes 148 amino acids. The record is from RefSeq and is a predicted model, not a curated record. The transcript has 5 exons.
UCUAUAAGGAAAUAAAUGUUGAAGUGCAACGCUGGAGAGAUGAGAGUUGCAGAGGCUCGUGUCUAUCAGAGUAGAGAGGGAGAGAGAGAGAUCGUAGAACGCCAAUGUCAUUCUAGUAAGGCUGCAGUCACUUUCUCUGACAUGGCCUCGCCUGCACCUGGAGCGGGAUUCCAGAACAAGAACCGUGUUGCCAUUUUGGCUGAAUUGGACAAGGAGAAGAGACGCUUGAUACAGAACUCCUCCAUGAAUAACCCUGGAGCCAGCAUCCCUCUCUCCAGACCAGCCCUGAAUAAAGACUUCAGAGACCACGCGGAGCAGCAGCACAUCGCUGCCCAGCAGAAAGCAGCUCUGCAGCAUGCCCAUGCUCACUCUUCUGGAUUCUUCAUCACUCAAGACUCGUCCUUCGGGAACCUGAUCCUCCCGGUGCUGCCCCGUCUAGACCCACCUCCACCAGCAGAAUAACAGAACCUGAAGAAGAAAACACCCAACGGCUAAAAGCAGAAGGUGGUUUACAGAUCACCUGUUGGGUGUUGACGAAUGGCAGCGGACCACAGAUCACCUGUUGGGUGUUGACGAAUGGCAGCGGACCACAGAUCACCUGUUGGGUGUUGACGAAUGGCAGCGGACCACAGAUCACCUGUUGGGUGUUGACGAAUGGCAGCGGACCACAGAUCACCUGUUGGGUGUUGACGAAUGGCAGCGGACCACAGAUCGUCCCUCAUUUUCCCCAACGAUUCUGUUGAAUUGCCCCUGUUCGUCGACACACGGCACAUCGCUCAGUGGCCCCGACGUUCGUUUCUGGUGUUUUCUCCACGAACAGACAUAGUGACAACACUUUGUUACAAGGACUUUCUGAACAAGGUCUUGGAUUGUUUGUUGAAGCUUAAGGGUCACGUUAUUUCUGUCUAUUUUUGGUGCACCGUACAUCAUGUGGUUUUGAAAGACAAAAUGUCAUUUUCCAAAAAAAAAUAUAUAAAUGGGGAAAAAAGGCCUCAUCAAAUAAAGAUCAAGUCAACAACAA